AUGGUUUACUACGCUUAUGCCAAAUACAUAUCUGCGGAUAAACGAUACUACCGGUACAUUCUUGCUGCGCCUGAUGCUGGAACCAUUGACGAGUGGUGGCGUGAGGCAUCCUCCAACGCCAAUAAUAGCCUCGUGCGUCUAGCACCCGAUUUCUACACAUGGAGUGGCGGUGCGAACGUUUGGGACCUUGCCCCUAAAAUCGCGGACAAGAUUAUUAUCUCGCUUGUGAGCAACCAGGACUCGCUCGACACCUCAAACCUUGAUACUUUCCACCAACCUGAGCGAGCUGAUGUUGUCAGCGGCAAUUCCUUCUACAUCCGCUCCAAGUCCAACCCAGAGCUAUACUGGCUCGCCAAGAAUGACCAGAUCUGGGCCACUAAUCAAGGACGCACUCGGUUCAUCUUCCGCAUUGAUGGAGAUCAUGGCAACAAUAACAAGAAUGUUAUCAUUGCAAGUGACGAGAUUUCUAUCGUGCCAGUCGGUGGUGAGAGUAAGCAGAAGUAUGUUGCUGUAAGUGACGACAGUGAGCUUGUUCUCAGUGGUCACAGCUGCCGCAUGUACUACGGUGACCUGAAGAGGAACUUUCUCGCUCAAGGAGAAACUGGAAGCUCGGGCAGUGCCUUGAUUGCCAAGGUUGAAGGCCAUGGCGAGGAGUGGGAGCUUAUCCAGUAG
Fusarium graminearum PH-1 is the source of this 672-nucleotide messenger RNA. RefSeq lists its product as uncharacterized. The transcript has 3 exons. The coding region runs from base 1 to 672 and encodes 223 amino acids. NCBI's taxonomy places the organism in Eukaryota, Fungi, Ascomycota, Sordariomycetes, Hypocreales, Nectriaceae. The record is from RefSeq and is a predicted model, not a curated record.